AUGACUGAUUAUGUGCUCACUUUUACUAAGGAUGUGUUCCAUGGUGUGACUAUAAAGUCGAGCAUCAGCUUCGAAAAGGAUUUUAAUAAUGUUAAUCCGACUCCGGAAGAAGCGACCAAGUGGCUCGAGGCUUCUUUGGAAUUCUUCAAAGGACAAAGCUUUAACGGCGUCUGGUUUGAUGUGGAUUUGAAGGUAAAUCGGGUAAUAAAUAGUAAUCAGAAUGGGUUUAGCAUGGAUAUUGGAUCACCAUCUUGGCUGAUCAUGGGUUUACCUUCCAUCACGCGCGUGAUGACAAAUGUACGAUGACUAAAUGGCUACCGGAGGACAAGCCGAACACGCUCCCUUUGUAAGAAUUUCUAUUUACUGUUUGUAGGUUGUGAUGACUUAUGUAUGAAUUCUGAAAGGCUUCUGGCUGAAGUGUAUACAGCAAGCAACGCAAUAAAAUAGCUUUAAAACAUGAUUUUAGAUAUCCCUUCACAACCCUCGGUGUGGGUGGUGUGGUGAUCAAUAAGAAAGGUGAAAUUUUGUUGAUGAAAGAGAAACGAGGGUCGUAUCUUGGCUGGAAAUUCCCCGGAGGUAUGGCUGAUCCCAACGAGAGUAUCCCCGCAGCCGUUGAGAGGGAAGUCUUUGAAGAAACCGGAGUUAAAGCCAAAUUCAGUAAUGUGCUGACAUUCAGGUAUACUGUAGUCCAAUUCGACACCCCAACUUCUUUUACAGACACAUUUCGAGUGGUGGAUUCUAUCCCAAGUCCGGCGACAUCUACUUCCUUUGUGUUAUGAGACCAGAAGAUGAGGAGAAAAUUGAUAUUGUACCAUGUGAACGGGAGACGGCGGCGGCUCUUUGGAUGACAAGGUAAGACAUAAUAGCUUUCGAUUAUACCUUUGUGGAAGAUUAAGCGUAUGUGUGAUGUCAUCUUUCUUGCAGGGACGCGAUCUCCUCCCUCCCGGUCGAAGAAAUCCACAAUUUCCAUCUACUGAUCUUGGAGCGUUUGGAUAAAUUCCUUGCGGCCGAACGGAAAGGGUGUUACGUCGAGAAGUUUUCGGCCAAAAUCGGCUCUUAUAAGAGAGAAUGGGACAUGUUUUUGAUAGACUGA
Molecule: messenger RNA, 1093 nt
Organism: Bursaphelenchus xylophilus (pine wood nematode)
Lineage: Eukaryota; Metazoa; Nematoda; Chromadorea; Rhabditida; Aphelenchoididae
Source: the annotation of a GenBank genome assembly